Messenger RNA from Dendronephthya gigantea, 1087 nucleotides. RefSeq names its product fibroblast growth factor 1-like. Gene Ontology annotation, molecular function: growth factor activity; fibroblast growth factor receptor binding. The transcript is spliced from 3 exons. Gene Ontology annotation, biological process: fibroblast growth factor receptor signaling pathway; positive regulation of protein phosphorylation; cell differentiation. The record is from RefSeq and is a predicted model, not a curated record. Lineage: Eukaryota; Metazoa; Cnidaria; Anthozoa; Malacalcyonacea; Nephtheidae. Gene Ontology annotation, cellular component: cytoplasm. The coding region runs from base 172 to 951 and encodes 259 amino acids.
CUGCCAAUAACUGGUGCCGAUUUCACUUCAUCAACCACAUUGCACGUGUUCAAAGACGUCAACAUGAUCAAUUUUUAAUUGUUGACAAAAAUUGAAUAACCGAAUAAUAGGAAUUAAAUUUAUUUGAAAAGUUGUAAACUUUGAACUUGAAACUAAAUCAGCAACCCCAAAAUGUCCGCUUGCAUUCGAAGCAGUACAUUGCCAUUGUUAAAAUACACAAGGACUAGAAUUUUACAGUCACGGCACGGAUUGUACCUUGAGUUGAGGCCAAAUGGAGUUGUACAGACAACAGUUAACAUAAGAAGUCCGUUCAUUUUUCUGCAGUUUUUGACGGUUGGUACAAAUAUGGUUGCUAUUUGGGGUGUAGAUUCACGGUUAUAUUUGGCGAUUGAUGAAGAUGGGACAGUGUUUACAACGAAAGCCGAGAGUAAGGAGUGUGUUUUCAAAGAGUAUGUCACGGGUGAAUUUUUUAGUCAGUUUGAGACGUGUCACAAAAAUGAAGAUGACUUCGCCUGGUAUUUGUCCGUGGAUUCAAACGGAAAAGUAACCGCAAAACCUGAUACAAAAGAGCAUGCAAACAAGAAUCUUAAUUUUAUUGUAAAAAUACCCGCGGAACAGGUAGAGUUCUGUAAAAACUCACCAACAGAUCGUCGAACGGAGAAACGACCAAUGAUGUCACACACUAGAAAAUUUAUGUUAUCUCAGGAUAGCUCGUCACAAUAUCGUCACAGGCAGUGUGACUCAAUGGUCCAACGUGUGUUCUCCACCCGUGCAGCAUGUCGGGAACGUGACUCACAAAGCUCUGAGAUCAUGCGACGACAGUCAUCAAGUGAUAGUCAGUACAGCCAAUCGGAGAGAAGCUAUUCUUUUACUGAUUCAAUGGAAAUUGCAGGAUUCACAAGCGACUCAUCGGUUGAAAGUUUCAAAGGAAUAUACGAUGGACGAUUAUAAAUGGAACAAUAUAGACUAUAGUUAAAUGAUUGAACCAACAACGGGCAUGCAUGACUUGUAAAGUUUGGAAUUUGAACCGGUAAUGCGAGUGUCAUAUUUAGGCAUUCUUACUAGUUAUUUGUUAAUACAAUUAUAC